CUGCGGGGUCCGGGGGGUCUCGGGGGGGUCCCGGGGGUCCCAGAGCAGCGGCGGCGGCUGCCGUGACGUCAGCGAAGGGGGGCGGAGCCCCGCCGUAUAAAGCGGCGGGGCUGCCGUGAGCAGUUCAUUCAUAAAACCGGAGACCGGGGGAGCGGCGGGAGCGUCACCGGGGCUCGGAGCGGACGUGCCGGAGCCUGGGAAGGGAUUUACCGGAGCUUGCAGCGGCCGAGCGGAACUUUGUGUCUGGGAACCGGAGCUUGGGACGGAUGUACCGGGGCUCGUAGCGGCGAACCGGAGCCUGGCGCGGGCGCACCGGGGGCUGUGUACCGGCCAACUUUGGAGCCCGGGACGGGCGCGGCGGGACUUUGUACCGAGCAACCGGAGCCUGGGGCGGAUGGAGCGGGGUGUGUAGGGGCGCAGCGGGGUUUUGGAGCGGCGGACCGGAGCCUGGCACGGAUGUACCGGAGCUUAUAGCGGAGAGCCGGAGCCUGGGACGGACACAGCGGCGUUUGGUACCGGCCAGCCGAGGCUCGUAGAGGCGCACCGGAGCUUGGCACGGAUUUACCGGAGCUUACAGCGGCUCCCCGGGACGUUGCACCGGCGAACCGGAGCCUGGCACGGACAUACCGGCGCUUCUAGCCGCGAACACUCGCUCGGACCGGCGACCCGGAGCCUGACCGGACACCCGGGGCUCAUCGCACCGAACCGGGGCUUGCGACAAAACUCCCUGCGAGCCCCUCCGGGCUUCCACGCGCUUAUCCCCCCGGAGCCCGCAACCCCUCCGGAGGUCCCCGUGAUGCCGGUAGCGGCGUGACCCGCAGCCUUGUCGCGGCGGGGCGGCCCCCGCGCCCCCGGGGCCAUGUUCCAGGGCUUCCCCGGGGACUACGACUCGGGGUCGCGCUGCAGCUCGUCGCCCUCGGCCGAGUCCCAGUACCUGUCGCCGCUCGACUCCUUCGGGAGCCCCGCGGCCGCCGCGGCCGCUCAGGAGUGCAGCGCCCUGGGGGACAUGCCCGGCUCCUUCGUGCCCACGGUGACGGCCAUCACCACCAGCCAGGACCUGCAGUGGCUGGUGCAGCCCACGCUCAUCUCCUCGGUGGCCCCGGGGGCCCCCAUGGCGCAGCCGCCCCCCCUCGACCCCUACGACCUCCCCGGGCCCAGUUACUCGACCCCCGGCCUGGGCGCCUUCGCGGGACCCCCGGCCCCGGCCCCCGCCCGCGCCCCCCGCGCGCGGCCCCGGCGCAGCCGCGAGGAGACGCUGACGCCGGAGGAGGAAGAGAAGCGCCGCGUGCGGCGGGAGAGGAACAAACUGGCGGCUGCCAAAUGUCGCAACCGGCGCCGGGAGCUGACGGACCGGCUGCAGGCGGAGACGGACCAGCUGGAGGAGGAGAAGGCGGAGCUGGAGUCCGAGAUCGCGGAGCUGCGCAAGGAGAAGGAGCGCCUGGAGUUCGUGCUGGUGGCCCACGCGCCCGCCUGCAAGGUCCCCUUCGAGGACAUCGGCGCCGUGGGGCGCCGGCCCGGCCGAGAGGGAGCCACGUGUGGAGCCUCGCACCAGCGGAGCAGCAGCAGCGACCAGUCCUCGGACUCCUUGAAUUCUCCCUCGCUCCUCGCGUUGUGAACGGGGGUGUCCCCCUCCCCUGGUCCCCCUCCGAGCCCCCCGAAAACGGGCACCUCCUCCUGCCCCCCGCCGCGCCUCGGGGCUGGGUUUUGCCCGCCCCACCCCGUCCCCUUUUUUGGGGUUUUUUUCCGGCUCCGGUGGGGUUUUUUUGGGGGGAGGUUGGGAGGGGUUUUUUGGGGUUUUGGCGCCUGGAGGUGGUGGCCGUGACGGGGCCCCAGCGUUGCCGUGGCUGUUCGGAGGUGUCUGUUCCCGGUCCCCGUCACCUCGUGGGGGUUCAUCCAGGAUCUCUGUCCCCUCGCGAGCUAUCCCUGCACCAUUCCCGCUGCCUGGAGAAGCCUCUCGUGGUGUCCCUGUCACCUCAGAGGUGUCCAUCCCCCAUUUCAUGGGGUUCCUCCAGGAUCUCCACCCCAUUGGAGAUGUCCCUGCCCGUUUCUCACUGCCUGGAGAAGGUUCUGUGUCACCUCAGAGGUGUCCGUCCCUCAUUUCAGCGUCUCCACCCCAUUGGAGAUGUCCCUGCCCCAUCUCCACUGCCCGGAGAAGCCUCUAGUGGUGUCCCUGUCACCUCAGAGGUGUCCCUCCCUCAUUUCAUGGGGUUCAUCCAGGAUCUCCACCCUUUUGGAGAUGUCCCUGCCCCAUUUCCAUUCCCCUGGGAAGAUCUUUUUGUCCUCUCCGUCACCUUUGGAGGUCCCUGUCCUCGAUCCUCGCCGUCCUGUGGGACUUUAGGCAGCGUCUCCGUCCCUUUGGUGACAUCCCCGUGCCAUUCCCACCACCUGGAGAAGGUCUCUGUGGUGUCCCUGUCACCUUGGAGGUGUCUGUCCCCGAUCCCUGUCAACCCCAGGGGGUUCCUGCCACAUCUCCAUCCCUCUGGAGAUGCCCCAGCCUGGUCCUGGUGGUACCUGUGACACCUGAGGUGUCCCCAAUCCCCUGCUGAAGGGUCCCGGUGCCAUCUCCAUCCCUCUGGAGAAGCCAUCGCUGUGUUCCCGUGCCCCCGAGAAGGUCCCUGUGUCAUUUCUGUCCCACUGGAGAGGUCCGUGUCCCCCACCCCCGCUCUGAGGGGCUCCACGGGCCAUCUCCCCCCCCUCGGAGGUGCCACUCUUGUCACCUCCACGACCCCCCAUGUCCCCCUCGGGGGUCCCUGGGCCUCCAGGUGACCCCUCCAGGUCACCUCCUUCUCUUUGGAGCUGCUCCUCUGUCACCUCCGGGACCCCCGCGUGCCGUCCCCGUCCCCCGCCAGGGUCACCCCUCCUCCAGGUGACACCUCCAGGUGGGCUCGCCCGUCCUGCUCGUCCCGCCCGUCCCCGCCUGUCCCUGCCCUGUCCCCUUCAGCUUCGCCGGCCUUGGCUCCGCCCCCCCGGUAUAUAAAUCUAUUUUUGUUGCGCGGGAGAUGUUUAAUUUUUUAUUAUUAUUAUAACGAGGAUAAUUAUUGUCGCCCUGUGCCGUGUUCGUGCCUGUCCGGGGCCACCCCGGGCCCCCCGUCCGCGCUCGUCCCACCCCAAAUGUGGCCAAUAAAGCAGCUUCCAGCGGC
Corvus hawaiiensis (hawaiian crow) is the source of this 3140-nucleotide messenger RNA. RefSeq names its product FosB proto-oncogene, AP-1 transcription factor subunit (gene FOSB). Gene Ontology annotation, biological process: regulation of transcription by RNA polymerase II. NCBI's taxonomy places the organism in Eukaryota, Metazoa, Chordata, Aves, Passeriformes, Corvidae. The transcript has 5 exons. The record is from RefSeq and is a predicted model, not a curated record. Gene Ontology annotation, molecular function: DNA-binding transcription factor activity, RNA polymerase II-specific; RNA polymerase II cis-regulatory region sequence-specific DNA binding. The coding region runs from base 860 to 1615 and encodes 251 amino acids. Gene Ontology annotation, cellular component: nucleus.